This is a messenger RNA of Dracunculus medinensis (Guinea worm), 216 nucleotides long. Lineage: Eukaryota; Metazoa; Nematoda; Chromadorea; Rhabditida; Dracunculidae. The record is from the annotation of a GenBank genome assembly.
AUGUUCGCUAUCGUCCUUUCUUUACUCGCUUUUAUGAUCGCUACACAUGGCGCGUCAUUAAGUCAAAAUUCUGAUUUGGAUGAUGCUGCCUCACGUUUCUUGGCGCGAUACUUGACACAGCUUUAUUCAGACCCAGAUGGCCAAAAUAUGCCAAUCAUUGAUGAAGCCAGAUUAAAGAAAAAUGGAUUAGGUCUACGACCACUUCGAUUUGGUUAG